UACUUUACUGAAAAUUCAGUCCGAAUUCGUUAACAGCCGCUAACGGUUUGCUCCCGCUGCUCCGAUCGUCCGCAGAUCCCUUUCUAUAUAAUAUAUAUACGAUCCUGCAAGCAUGUCGAAAGUGUCGCAAAGUGCUGGCAACAGCAACACCAACACUGCCAACAGCAAUGACAUCUACAACAUCGUCCUGCUGGUGGUGGACAUCGUGAUGCUGAUCGCCAAGUUCUGGAUCGCGAUCGUCGAGGCCAUCGUCGGCCUCUUCCGACCAGCUCCCCUCGAGGAGCUCAAUGGCAAGGUGGUCCUGAUCACCGGCACCGGUCACGGCAUGGGCAAGCAGAUGGCCCUGCAGUAUGCCAAGCUGGGGGCCACCGUCCUGUGCUGGGACGUCAACGAGCAGACCAACAACCAGACCGUGAAGGAGAUCCAGAAGAGCGGCGGCAAGGCCUUCGGCUAUGUGUGCAAUGUGACCAAGCGCGAGGAGCUGCUGGAGUUGGCCCAGAAGGUGCGCAAGGAGCACGGAUUCAUCCACGUGCUGGUCAACAACGCCGGCAUCAUGCCCUGCCACCCACUGCUGGAGCACACCGAGAACGAGAUCCGCCUCAUGUACGACAUCAAUGUGAUCUCCCACUUCUGGAUGAUCCAGUCCUUCCUGCCCGACAUGAUUGAGCGCAACGAGGGCAGCAUUGUGGCAUUAUCCUCCUGCGCCGGACUCUUUGGACUGGUCAACCUGGUGCCCUAUUGCGGCACCAAGUUCGCCGUUCGCGGCUACAUGACCGCCCUCGCGGAGGAGCUGCGUCAGAAGAACCCCCAGAACAAUGUCAAGCUGACCACCAUCUUUCCGUACAUGAUCGAUACGGGUCUGUGCAAGAACCCCCGCUACCGAUUCCCCAGCCUGUUCAAGCUGAUCUCGCCCGAGGUGGCCUCCGCGUCCAUCAUCGAGGCCCAGCGCCAGGGAUUGGAGGAGGCAUCGGUGCCACGGCACUUUGUGGCCGUGGAGAAGAUCGGUCGCCUGAUUCCCCGCAAGGCAAUGCGCCUGGUGAACGAUUUCCUCGACACGGGAGUGGAUACGGAUAAGCACUAAAAGGUGGACAGCCUGCUUUCCUAUCCCUUUUCACCCCCAGUAGGUCAUAGAGCUUUAUUGUUUUUAAACAUUUUUUUUUUGUUAACUAUUAUCUCCUUUUAAUUGCUGUGUGGAGAAGUGCAACUAAUUGCUAUGUGAAAAGUGAAUUUAGCAAGCUCAAUUUAGCUGUUAGAAAGGUUGUUACUUAAUUAAAGGCGAACGUUGUCGGGCUAAUUGUGUUGGUCGUAAUAAAGGUCUCCAAAGAGUACUCCAUAAA
Messenger RNA from Drosophila elegans, 1337 nucleotides. RefSeq names its product epidermal retinol dehydrogenase 2 (gene Ldsdh1). The record is from RefSeq and is a predicted model, not a curated record. Gene Ontology annotation, cellular component: lipid droplet. Gene Ontology annotation, molecular function: oxidoreductase activity, acting on the CH-OH group of donors, NAD or NADP as acceptor. The transcript has 4 exons. Bases 113 to 1081 code for a protein of 322 amino acids. NCBI's taxonomy places the organism in Eukaryota, Metazoa, Arthropoda, Insecta, Diptera, Drosophilidae.